AAGUCCACUUCUCUAAGAAGAUUUGUUCAGGCACACGCCAAAACACAAAAACAAAACCUUCAAGAACAAAUAAAUUUAAUAUUUACAUAUUCUAUAAAAAAAAAAUGGAUCUUGAUUUAAUACAAGAUCUGCCCAUGUUGAAUUUCCCAUCACCCAUCAAGAUCCGAUCCAACACCAACAGAGAUGAUAACGGCGGCGGCGGCGGCGGCUGCACCACUCCCACUUCCUCCGACCACAAGAUUCCUCCCUCCACGGCCACUACUCCUCCUCCUCCUCCGCAGAAACGCCGCCCACCUCCGACGCCGUCGUCUCUCCUCAGAUCUUGCAAGAGGAAGCUUAUGACGUCAUCAAAGUAUGAGAUCAUCGUCGACAAAGAUGAAAUCGAUCGCUUCUUCUCCUCCGUUUAUAAUCAGACGAUGACGUCAUCUCCCACCACCACGACGGCUAUCACGGUGACCAGGCGGCGGAGAAGUUUCCGUUCUUGUUCCCGGAGAUGAUCAAUAAUUGGAGUUAACCACAAUCAUGUUAAAGGUUCCUUCAUUUCGAUAGCUUUUUCGAUUUUUUUUUUUUAAUUUUAUGUAAUGAUUCUCAACUUUACACGUCGACCCACUCUAUAAAUAUACAUGUGCGUUUGAUCGACGGAAUCUUUUUUUCUUUCUUUUUCUUACUAAUUUCAUUUGAAUUAUAUGAAACUUUUU
Molecule: messenger RNA, 698 nt
Organism: Eutrema salsugineum
Lineage: Eukaryota; Viridiplantae; Streptophyta; Magnoliopsida; Brassicales; Brassicaceae
Product: cyclin-dependent protein kinase inhibitor SIM
Exons: 1
Coding region: 105-497 (130 amino acids)
Biological process (GO): regulation of DNA endoreduplication
Source: RefSeq, a predicted model, not a curated record